Molecule: messenger RNA, 2896 nt
Organism: Punica granatum (pomegranate)
Lineage: Eukaryota; Viridiplantae; Streptophyta; Magnoliopsida; Myrtales; Lythraceae
Source: RefSeq, a predicted model, not a curated record
AACCCUGAAAAUCCCGCUCUGAGCUUUGCUGAAUUACUUCUCUGUGUGUCUCUCUACCUCUGGGCGUAGCUCCGGCGAAGUUUUCCGUCAACCGGCAUCGAAUAGCGCGGAGAACAUGAGCAGCUGGAGGAGCCUCCUCCUGCGCAUCGGUGACAAGUGCCCCGAGUACAACAGCUCCGAUCCUAAGGAACACAUCGAGACUUGCUUCGCUGCGCUUCGGCGAGAGCUUGAGCAUUCACCAGAUGAACUUUUGGCGUUCCUUCUGCAAUGUGCGGAGCAAUUGCCUCACAAGAUUCCUCUAUACGGUACAGUGGUCGGGCUCUUGAAUUUGGAAAACGAGGAGUUUGUUAAGAAAUUAGUGGAGACAACUCAGACAAAUUUUCAGGAUGCAUUAGAUUCUGGAAAUUGCGACAGGAUUCGUAUUUUGAUGCGGUUUCUGACUGUAUUGAUGUGCAGUAAAGUAUUACAACCAAGUUCGCUGGUAGUGGUUUUCGAAUCAUUACUAUCCUCAGCGGCUACUACUGUGGAUGAGGAGAAAGGAAAUCCCUCUUGGCAGGCACAAGCUGACUUCUACAUAAGAUGUAUUUUAUCUUGUCUCCCAUGGGGAGGAGCUGAACUUCUGGAGCAAGUUCCAGAGGAAAUUGAGAGAGUCAUGGUUGGCAUAGAAGCCUAUAUGAGCAUCAGAAAACAUGUAUCAGAUGAAGGUUUAUGCUUUUUCGAGGCUGAGGAUGAAAAUGAGGAAGCACUUAAGGAGAAAGAUUUCCUGGAAGAUUUGUGGGAUCGCAUUCAAAUACUCUCCAGUAAUGGAUGGAAACUUGAGAGCGUUCCAAGACCUCACCUUUCAUUUGAGGCUCAGCUGGUCGCUGGAAAGUCCCAUGAAAUCAACCCUCUUGCCACGUCUUCACAACCCAAUCUGCCUUCUUCAACACUUUCAGAGGCCAAUUACGGGAAACAAAAGCAUGAAGCAGAAUUGAGAUAUCCUCAAAGAAUACGGAGGCUUAAUAUAUUUCCACCAAAUAAAGCUGAGGAUCUUCAACCAAUAGAUCGGUUCAUUGUGGAAGAGUAUCUGUUGGACGUGCUAUUCUACUUUAAUGGAUGUCGAAAGGAAUGUGCUUCUUUCAUGGUUGGUCUGCCUGUCCCCUUCAGAUAUGAGUAUAUCAUGGCAGAGACAAUAUUCUCUCAGUUACUCUUGCUACCUCAUCCCCCAUUUAAGCCAAUGUAUUACACUCUGGUCAUAAUUGACCUAUGUAAGGCUCUUCCUGGAGCCUUCCCUGCAGUUGUAGCUGGUGCAGUUCGUGCUUUAUUUGACAGGAUUGCCGAUUUGGAUAUGGAAUGCCGGACACGACUCAUUCUUUGGUUUUCUCACCACCUAUCCAACUUCCAGUUUAUCUGGCCAUGGGAGGAGUGGGCUUUUGUUCUAGACCUUCCCAAGUGGGCUCCCCAGCGAGUCUUUGUCCAGGAGGUGUUGGAGAGGGAGAUUCGCUUAUCAUAUUGGGAAAAAAUUAAGCAGAGUGUUGAGAAUGCCCCAGGCCUGGAAGAGUUGCUUCCUCCCAAGGGUAGCCCGAACUUCAAGUACAGCACGGAUGGAGAGAGUGAAAAGACUGAAGAGCAUUCACUUUCUGCAGAACUCUGCAAAAUGGUGAAAGCCCGGCAAACUUCCCGCGAAAUAAUUUCUUGGGUUGAAAAUACUGUCUAUCCCACUCAUAAUUUGGAGAUCACUCUUAGAGUGGUCUUACAGACGCUAUUAGACAUUGGAUCCAAAAGUUUCACUCAUCUGAUAACAAUUUUAGAGAGAUAUGGGCAAGUCAUCGCGAAGAUUUGUCCCGACGAGGAUAGGCAAGUGUUUCUAAUAGAGGAAAUCUGUUCCUAUUGGAAGAAUCACGCCCAAAUGACAGCCAUUGCCAUUGAUCGAAUGAUGGGUUACCGGCUUAUAUCAAAUUUGGCCAUUGUGAGAUGGGUGUUCUCUCCUGUUAAUCUCGACCAAUUUCAUACAACAGAUCGUCCGUGGGAGAUACUUAGAAAUGCAAUCAGCAAGACAUAUAAUCGCAUCACCGACCUCAGGAAGGAGAUAUCGUCUCUUAACACGAGUCUUGUGUCGGCCGAAGAAGCUGCUGCGAAGGCAAAAGCGGAGUUGGAGGCUUCUGAGUCGAAGCUCAUGUUAGUUGAUGGUGAACCUGCCCUUGGCGAGAACCCGGUUAGAAUGAAGCGUUUGAAAUCAUAUGCUGAGAAAACAAAGGAGAAGGAAGAGUCCAUUCGUGAGAGUUUAGAGGUCAAGGGGGCCCUGCUUGCUCGAGCGCUCGCUGAAAACGAGGCCUUGUUCCUAACUUUAUAUAAAAAGUUCUCAAGUGUGCUGAUGGAUCGCCUUCCUGACCCGUCGAAAGCCGGAAAAUUGAGGGACCUGAAAUCCAUUCAUGCAACUGAAGAAAUGGCUGUCGAAACUGAAGAGUCAUCGACCAUGGAGAUGGACGAUGAGAGUGGAAAAGCCAAGAAAAGUCAAACGAAUGGUGGGAACGCAAGCACCAGCUAUAAUGUUGGCGAAAAGGAGCAGUGGUGUUUGUCUACUUUGGGCUAUGUGAAGGCCUUCUCGAGGGAAUAUGCUUCUGAGAUAUGGCCACUUGUUGAGAAGAUCGAUGCAGAGGUCUUGACGGACAAUGCCCACCCACUUUUCCGACUAGCAGUUUAUUCUGGUCUAGGUCAUCCUCUAAAUGGAUAUUGAUCCGAUCAAUUUUUCCUUUUAAUAUAACAGACGUGGUUGUAACUCUAGUGCUUUUCCUCUCUUGUAGCUUUAACUUAUCCUUUAGAUUGUGUAAAUGAGAGAAUUUAAAGACCGAGAAAAAGGCGAAAUAUGAGCUUCAAACCAAGUAUUAUCCCGUAUGGCUAUGUACCGUCUCUUGUC